Molecule: messenger RNA, 850 nt
Organism: Capsella rubella
Lineage: Eukaryota; Viridiplantae; Streptophyta; Magnoliopsida; Brassicales; Brassicaceae
Product: pectinesterase inhibitor 6
Exons: 1
Coding region: 72-683 (203 amino acids)
Biological process (GO): negative regulation of catalytic activity
Molecular function (GO): enzyme inhibitor activity
Source: RefSeq, a predicted model, not a curated record
GUAUAGCGUCUCUCUCUCUGCAUCUAAAACAAAAUCUUAAAAAGUAGGCGUUUGGAUCCAAAAUAAAGAAGAUGACUUCUUCAUCUAUCACGCUUACUCUUCUUCUUCUUUGUAUUGUUCUUGCAGUAAGCCCAAAUCCGUCGUUGGCCUUGAGUAGUAGCAACAAAACAGAGGAGACGGUCACGCGGUACAGCACAUACGUCAGGAACGCGUGCAGCGUAACGCAAUACCAACGGCUCUGCGUGCGGAAGCUGUGGCCGUUUGCGAUCGUGGCGAGAAACAAGACGAGCAAGUGGACGAGAGCAAGCGUGGCGGUGACAAUAACGGACACAAAGCGGAUCUUGAGAGUACUGCUCAGAACGCGGGGUUCAGCCGUGGAGGAACGCGAGAGGAUCGCCCUAUCGGAUUGCAGAGAGCUAUUCGUCGACUCCUUGGACAAUCUGUACAAGUCGCUCGCCGUGCUGCGGACACUGAACGCCGACGAGUUUCAGCGGCAGAUGAGCGAUCUGGCCACGUGGCUGAGCGCAGCUCUCACGGAUGAAGACACGUGUCUUGAUGGGUUCGAAGAGACGUCGAGCAGGUCGCGGACGGUCAGGAUGGUCCGGAGGAAGGCCACCAAGUGUAUGCAAUUAUGCAGCAAUGCUCUCGCUCUCCUCAACAAGCUUUCUUCCGAUGGCUUCUAAAUCUACUCUCCUCUUGUCAUCGUUUCAAUUCAUAUACUUUUAAUUUAUUAGAAUUAUACAAACUAUGUAUGUAAUAGUAUGAUUGUAAAACUCACACAGACACUUAUCAUGAAUUUUUAUGAUUUCAUUAUAAUUAAUUUUCAUUUGGCCUCUCGGCCUAUAUACUA